AUGGAAUCAGAGCUACAUUACCACAUAGCUGAGAAGGAAGUGCUCGCAAUCUUCCGGACUUUGGAAGAUUUCAGACCUCGGAUCCAUGGAUCAGAAUUCCCAGUUGUGGUGUAUACGCGUUACUCUGUGCUAAAGUGGCUACUAGAGUCCAACACUGGAGAUGGACGACAUCUGGAGUGGGGGCUGGAACUAUCAAGAUGGACACUGGAAAUCCAUCGGACUCAGAAAGAUGAGGACGGCCUUGCGGCCAUCCUGGGGUCUGGUAUUACUCCCAGGGAACAUUUAGAUGAAGUUGCAGAAACCCUGAUUCCCGCCAAGGAGCGUCUGAAAGUAACGCCACCGGAUGUUGGAAGGUGGCAGGUUGUGAAAGCUGAAGGACACAUCCUUGAAGGUGUGACGGUCAACGAUGCUGAAUACCAUGGUUUGAUUCUGGGAUUAAAGCUCGCUAUGAAGUAUGAUCUCAAGGAGUUUGUGGCAGUCGGUGAUUCCCGAAUCGUCGUCCAAAAGGCUCAGGGUCUGAUUAAUUGCAACCAGCCCAACCUGCAACGACGCUUAGCUGAUUAUGAAGAUCUCAGGAAGAAUUUUGUGUCGGUUAAAUUGACUCACGUUAAACGUGAGUUUAACCAAGCGGCCGACUACCUGACCUCUAAGACUCUCGUCCUUGGAGAAUCCUGGGAGCUCGAUGACCCCGCGACUGAUGAGGUUUGUUCAGACCAAGCCAAACUCGGAGUGGAUAGUCCUGAUGCCGGGAUACCAGAGUCUUUAGCUACCGCGGCUGAAGCAUUGAUGGUGAUGACGAGGUCACGUGCGAAAGCGGAUGCAAGUUCUCGGACUCCUGUAGACCAGUCUCGAUACCAGGAUGAACGUUGGAGGAGAAUCAAGGUUCACCAAGACGAAGACUUGUGGAUCCAGCAAAUGAAGAAGGACUUAUGGAUCCAGCAAAUGAAGAAGGUCCUAAAAGGAGACGUGUCAGAUCUUCCACAGAACCAGGUAAAGAAGAUUGCGAAGGUUUCUGAUCAGUUUGUUUGGAUUCGCGAGUAG
Messenger RNA from Phytophthora megakarya, 1041 nucleotides. The record is from the annotation of a GenBank genome assembly. Lineage: Eukaryota; Oomycota; Peronosporomycetes; Peronosporales; Peronosporaceae.